This is a messenger RNA of Chrysoperla carnea, 2388 nucleotides long. Its product is annotated as homeobox protein Nkx-2.2a-like. Gene Ontology annotation, biological process: regulation of transcription by RNA polymerase II; cell differentiation. Bases 138 to 1286 code for a protein of 382 amino acids. The transcript has 5 exons. Gene Ontology annotation, molecular function: DNA-binding transcription factor activity, RNA polymerase II-specific; RNA polymerase II cis-regulatory region sequence-specific DNA binding. The record is from RefSeq and is a predicted model, not a curated record. Gene Ontology annotation, cellular component: nucleus. Lineage: Eukaryota; Metazoa; Arthropoda; Insecta; Neuroptera; Chrysopidae.
AUUAGAAGAGGCCACUUUUGUUGCUCUAUAUUAAUAUUUUAAGUGAAUGUUUUUGAUUUUUUAAAUUCGAGUAUUUAGUAUUAAUCGUGUGCUUAUUUUUUUAAAAACUAGACACGGAAUUUUGUUUCGCGGCGAAAAUGUGCGCGAAUGGUUAUGAUGAUGUUUAUGAUAAUGGGUGGCAUUUAAUACCACCAGAUUAUGCACCAUUGCCAGAAGAUGAUUAUCGAUAUAAUCCAUUUUUGGAUACAAUGAAAAUGUCUGGUGUUCAGCGUUCAUCAGGAUUUCAUAUUAGUGAUAUAUUAGAUUUAAAUGAUCCAAAAGUAGGUGUCAAUACACAUAAUGAUGCAGAACAAACUAGUCUAUCGCCAAAUGGUACAAUAAAUAGUAUGCUAUCAUCAACGCCAUCAACCACAGACUUCAAUCCAGGUUACACGUCCACACCACAUCACAUGAUGUUCGGUGCGCCUGGUGUUACAGAUCCACUAUCACAACAUCCAUUAUUACAUCCCGUUUCAAGGCUGCCAUUAAAUAAUUGGAAUCAUUCUCCAAUUGAACCAUCAUCCGAUUCAGUAGUAUUACAGCAAGUUAGUCCCGAUAGUACAUCACCCGCCGCUAGUGAUUCAUCAUACCAAAUACCACAAUGUCAAAUAUCACCCGGACCAGAUUCAACGAAAACCGUACCAUCAUCAAUAAAUAGUGGUGGUGAAAUUGAGGAUGGUAUCGAAGAGGAAAUCGAUGAUGAUGAAAAUGAACAUAGUAGCGGGGAAGGAGGUGGUGACGGGAGCACAAAUGGUGGUAAUGGUACACAACAAACGACUGGACAUAAGAAACGUAAACGACGUGUAUUAUUCUCAAAAGCACAAACUUAUGAAUUGGAACGCCGGUUUCGACAACAACGUUAUUUAUCGGCACCAGAACGUGAACAUUUGGCAUCACUGAUACGUUUAACACCAACACAAGUAAAAAUUUGGUUCCAAAAUCAUAGGUAUAAGACAAAACGUGCCCAACAUGAAAAAGGCAUCCAUGAUGUUCAACAUGGAAACACAGGUGUUGGUAUGCAACCAUCACCACGGCGAGUUGCUGUACCUGUAUUAGUUCGUGAUGGAAAACCAUGUUCUGGUGGUAAUAAACCAACAUCAUCCACUGGUGGCAUGGAUCAUCUACCUCAUGGUGUACCUGGAGGUCCAAUGCCACCAGGUCCACCUGGAGCCGCAUCGCUAGUCAAUCCAUAUAGUCAUGCAGUUAUGCAUGGACAACCUCGAUUAAGUUGGUGGUAUAAUCCAUGAAGGUUCCAUUAAAAAAAGACAUUUUCUCGGUACUAAUAAUGCAAUAUUUAUUAAAAACAAAAUGGUUUAAAAUGUUGUUAAAAAAAUGACCAAAGUGAGUUUAUUUUGAGGUGGAUAAAAAUGGAAGUAUUUGAUGAGUUAAUGGUUGAUCUCCACCAAUUGAAAUUUAACAUUCCAACCUCACAGUCGACGGUAAAGUUCCUAAGUAAUAUUUUUUGAUAUACUUUAACCGUUUCAAAAUUAUCGCUUUUGGUCAUUAUAACGAACUGAAUAGUUCAAACAAACAUAGAAAACUACGAAAAAACAGACGAUUUUAUUUUGAUUUAGAGAAGAUAAAAAACUUUGGCGAAUCUACAUGGCAAUUGAUUCAAUAUUCAUUUUCUCGAAAUACCCUGAGAGUCUUGUAUGUUUGCGAAAGUUUGCACUUUGUAGACUUCUAAUUAUCUUAGAAUAUUCAUGUUUUUGUGAGAAAUUUUUAAACUUUUCACUUGAUAGUUAGUGUAUACUAAUUUUCGCUCUGUCCAUGCUGGGUAACUGCUGGUUACGGACUUUACUCAAAGUGAGAGAGCACUUAAUGUUAUCAAGUUUCUAUGUUUUAUUGAACUGUUUAGCUAAUCAAAUUUCGAAUGCAAGUAUUAAUGCAAUCCAUAAUUUUAAAUUGACAAGUUUUGGUGAGAACCCUCGGAACUAUCUAUCCACUUCGAAAUAGUUUUGAAAUUUAACUGAAAUGAAUCGUCUCAUAAUUGCACCUACAUUUAAAAUGCAAAAAAAUACACCUUUUAACUAAGAGAAUUCGAACUCUUUUUUAAAAUGAAAUAUUUCAAUUAUUUUUCGAAUAUUACUUUGAGUUGAUAGGUAAUUCUUUAAUAUACUCGCCCACAAUCUGUUCAAACCUGUUGACGAAUAGCCUGAUGACAUAUAGAUUGUGAACAAAAUCAUUUGAUUAUGUAAGAUACAAAAUUUAUUUUAUUUUAUACAUAACACUUUUUUAAAAUAACAAAAUGUGUUUCUUUUUUAACUUUAUAUUUUAGUUUUUUUUUAAAUGGACACGUAUUUGUGCCAUGAGGAACUCCUUCCUAAAAUUCUCUUCUCUUUUCCAAUU